This is a messenger RNA of Geodia barretti, 1179 nucleotides long. NCBI's taxonomy places the organism in Eukaryota, Metazoa, Porifera, Demospongiae, Tetractinellida, Geodiidae. The record is from the annotation of a GenBank genome assembly.
AUGCCCAGCCUGUCUCAACGCCUCGGCAAACUCGCCCCGUAUCCCUUCGUCGAGAUCUCCAGGAUCAUCGCCGAGAAGCGCGCUGCCGGCGCCGAUGUGGUUACCUUUGGCAUUGGUGAUCCCGAUAUCCCUACUCCGCAACCUGUAAUCGACCGCCUUCUCACUGCCUCUCAGGAUCCGCCCAACCACCGGUACCCUGAGACAGACGGGCUGCCCGAGAUGCGGCGCGCCAUCGCUCAUUGGUACAAGCAGCGCUUCGACGUUGACCUGAACCCGGACACCGAAGUGCUGCCCCUGAUCGGAGCCAAGGAAGGCAUCGGCCAUGCCGCCUUUUGUUUCCUCGACCCCGGUGAUGUCGCGCUCGUUCCCGACCCCGCGUAUCCCGUAUAUGCUGUAGGGACCAUGUUCGCCGGCGCUGAGAGCUACGUCAUGCCCUUGCAUCAGCGCAACGGCUGGUUGCCCGACCUCGAUGCGAUCCCCGAGGAUGUGGCCCGCCAGGCCAAGGUCAUGUGGCUCAAUUACCCCAACAACCCCACCAGCGCGGUGGCUUCCCAGGAAGACCUCGAGUCUGCGCUGCGGUACUGUCGCGAACAUGACAUCGCAAUGCUCCACGACGCCGCAUACUCCGAAGUCGGGUAUGAUGGCUACCGGGCCGGCAGCAUGAUGCAGAUCGAUGGGGCCAAGGAGGUCGGACUGGAAUUCCACUCGCUGUCCAAGACCUACAACAUGACUGGCUGGCGGAUGGGCAUGGCCGUUGGCAACGCCGACAUGAUAAAGGCUCUAUUCCAGAUCAAGGCCAACCUUGACUCCGGCGUCCCGCAGGCCAUCCAGGAAAUGUCCAUGGAGGCGCUCACCGGGCCGCAGGAUUGCAUCGAGGACAACAUCGGGACCUAUCAGUGGCGCCGUGAUCGUGUGCUCCGCGCCCUGACCCGCAUGGGCCUGAACGUCGAAACACCCCGGGCGAGCCUCUAUAUCUGGGCUCCGGUGCCGGAGGGCUUUACAUCCGCCGAUUUUGCGGCACGCCUACUGGAAGAAAUCGACAUCGUCGUUACUCCCGGCUCUUCCUAUGGCCAGUACGGUGAAGGCUACAUCCGACUCUCCCUGACCACCCCGGAUGAGCGGGUUGAAACUGGUUGCCAGCGUCUCGAAAGCUGGACCAUUCCCGCCCCGCGCGCCUAG